Mobula hypostoma (lesser devil ray) is the source of this 3759-nucleotide messenger RNA. It is a transcript of the gene zdhhc21, whose product is annotated as zinc finger DHHC-type palmitoyltransferase 21. NCBI's taxonomy places the organism in Eukaryota, Metazoa, Chordata, Chondrichthyes, Myliobatiformes, Myliobatidae. The record is from RefSeq and is a predicted model, not a curated record. Gene Ontology annotation, cellular component: endoplasmic reticulum; Golgi apparatus. The transcript has 11 exons. Gene Ontology annotation, molecular function: protein-cysteine S-palmitoyltransferase activity. Gene Ontology annotation, biological process: protein targeting to membrane; peptidyl-L-cysteine S-palmitoylation. The coding region runs from base 780 to 1577 and encodes 265 amino acids.
UCGCCGGUGAACCAUGAUCGGUCUGUAGGUAUUAGCAGAGCCAUGCCCCUACGCUGGAUUCCAGCGUUGGCGCCUCCUGCCGGUUCUUGUUUCGGGACCAGUCUGCAGCGAGGAACACAGGAAAUGGUGGUACGCUGUUUGUCUCCGCGGUUGCUGGGCUGGGGAGGUAGGUGGGGAGCUCCUAGUUGCGCUGCACUUCGCUGUAUCUGGGUAUAAGCGCAUGCGAGGUCGGAGGAAGUAGAGAAGGGGCCGAAGGUGGCGGCGGCGGCGUCGGAACGCAGCAGCUCCAGCGCACAACGCAAACUCUGACUCAACGCGCCGGGAGCGGAGCCGCCCUCCACACCGACCUGAUCCAUCAGUUCGCCCACAACCCCGAAAGACUGAAAGGGGAACUACUAGAAGAGACGGAGCAGCUGCAGCAUUUGUCUUAGCACGUCUGAGGUACUGGAAAGAGGAUCAUAUUGGAAAUACUCAACUGACCGGCCAGCAACUAUGCAGAGCGGGACAGUUAACAUUUUACGUCGUUGGUGUUGGAUCGGAUGAUGUCUUGGAUUAAGUUCACCGAUCUCCUUUAGAGAUUCACACAUUGACGACUAGAAUGAAUUACUGCUAACAAGAACUAAAUCUGGGGGUGUGUAGAUGGCGACCUGCGACUCUCCUACAUCUUAAUAGGUAAAAGGUAUAUGUUGUUUGACCUUCCUACAAUGAAUAACGCAGGAGCAAGAUGUAGGAUGUAUUAUGAAAUUCCAACUGGCAAUUACUGAGGGAGCAUUUUUGUGAUGGGGCUUCGAGUUCAUUUCAUCCAUGAUCCACAGGGUUGGUGUUGCAUCAGUAUAAUCACCUUCAUUUGGCUGUACAAUACAUACUACAUCCCCAAACUUAUCCUGUUCCCUCACUACGAAGAAGGACAUACUCCAGCUGCUAUGAUAGUGCUUUAUUACUUGGUGUCACUGUUCUGUGUAAUAUCUCUAGUGAGAGCCUCCAUUGCUGAUCCUGGGAGAUUGUCGCAAAACCCGGAAUUUCCGUAUUCAGAAAGACAAAACUGGGAAAUCUGUAACAAAUGCAACCAGAUGAGACCAAAGCGAUCUCAUCACUGCAGUCGAUGUGGACACUGCAUUCGAAAAAUGGAUCAUCAUUGCCCAUGGAUAAACAAUUGUGUUGGAGAAGACAAUCACUGGCUCUUCCUACUGCUAUGUUUCUACACUGAGUUUCUGAGUUUCUUCACAUUGAUACUCAAUUUCUGCCAAUAUUACUACCUCCAACCUCUAACGAAAGCAAAAGAGGAUCUCUUUAUGUUUCGGCAUGAAUUGGCCUUGCUGCGGGUAUCUACCUUAAUGGCCUUAGUGAUGACCGGAGGGAUGUCUGGCCUCUUUUACAGUCAACUGACAAACAUUCUCGCCGAUGUGACAACUAUAGAAAGAAUGUCAAGUUGUCCAGAUGAGAUAUUGAAGCCCAGAAAGCCUUGGCAGCAAACAUUCUCAGAAGUGUUUGGCACUCGCUGGAAGAUCCUGUGGUUCAUUCCAUUCAGGCAGAGGCAACCGCUGCGCGUCUCCUACAAUCAUGCCAAUCACGUUUAAUAGUUGGAAACUGCAAAGACAAAUCCUCCUGUGGCGAAGUACUUAACAACCUAUCAGUAAUACUCCCAUCUUCACGUUCUGUUUGAAACUUGAAUUUAUUUUCCUAGCAACAGUAAUACCUUCCAAGUAACAAACUCCUUUCUUUAUUAAUGGCUGCUGUAGGUUUAAUUUCAAGGUCAAUUUAGAGUAACAGAUACAACCCCUUGAAAAUGCAAUGACGGUCUUGGAAAUAUUACAAACUGUGGGCAUUUUGAUGUGAAUAAUAAUGGGACUUUUCCAGCCGAGGUUGGCUUAAUCUGUAUCAGAAAAUUAAUGAGACGACCACUUUGGUCAAAACAUAGCAGUAACUACCUUCAUUUUCUUCUGGAAUUUUCUUUAAAUAAGCAUAUGAAAUGUUUUGGUUUGUGAAAGCUUUUAGCAGUAUUGUAACAUCUGAUUCGUACUCAUAAUUGAUUAACUCUGAUUUUGCGUGCUGAAAAUUCUUUUGCAUAAAGUAGUUGAAAACCAUGCGUUGCUCAACUUAUAUUGGUCACUACAUUAAAAAAAAUACAUGUUUUAAGGUUAAUGCAAAGAAAUAAGUUUUAAAUUAACUGUUCAGGCUCUUUCUGAAAAAUGCAGUUCUGGUUUUAAAAUAUUUAAAAAUGUAUUUUCAUGUUUUUUUUCAAUGUUUUGUACAAUUUAUGCACUUCAUUUGUAUCAAUAUUUUGUAUCAAAUGUGUUGAACUUGUUAUCUUAUUUAUUACUACUGAGGGUUGCAAGAUCAUUAGUACAACUUGGGGGAAAAAAGUGACAAUUUUUAAAUUCUCAUUUAUCAAGGAUCAGGGAACUUCAGAUGUACCCAAUUGGGUGGAAAAUACGUAAUAUGACCAAUCCUGUGGGAAGCAGUUGACAAGGUAGCAAUUCAACAUGAAACAUUUUAUCAAGUGCCUAUAAUUUGACUUAUUAUUAGGCUUGUCCAAAACUGUUCAGGAACCAAAGAUAUCAUUUGGGGACAAGUACAGAUAAUAGGUUAAUAUUUUUAGUAAAGCCUGCAGUAAACUGUUGCAGUAACUUUAUUGUAUCCAAAUGAUUAGCCAAUAGAUUAAUCUUGAUAUUUCUCGAGUAAUCGUGUGCUUUUAAAAAUUGUGAAAAUUGUGGUUUAUCUUUGACUAUGGAAUGUCAUAAAAUGGAGUAAAUGGUCUUUGCAAUGUUUUGAAACUGCAGAGGUAAAUUCUUGCAUGAAACUAAAGUACUGAUACUGGCUAUAUCAGUGGUAUUAAAUGAAUAUUAUGUUAGACAGCAGGUCAGGAUUAUUGUGAGAAAUUUGCUUUGCCAUAUACAUGUACAAUGUUGACCUCGUAAAUUUUAUGUUUAAUUUAGGAUUGUGUUUGAUUAAAUAUUUUACAAGAGCAUGUUUUUCUUUAGUUUUCUUCCUCCUGAGAAGGUGCUAUUUCAGUUUGGAGAGGGAGCAGCAAAUCACUGUAUUCACAAAACCACACCCUAUGUUCUCUUAAUUGAUUUUCCUCACCCUGCUUUGUUCAGUGGCACAAAUACCAGUUCCAAUUACCGGCUGGCCAUUUCUGAUCCAUCACACACUUAGCUGUGAAUUGCCUGGUGUCAGUGCUUCUGUGAGUGUUGUUUUUAAAUUUACUCACCUGAGCCAUCCAAGGCAUUUGCUUUGCCAAGAAACCCAUCAGAAACAGUGUCUUAAUCAAUGAUACAAUUGCACAAAUUAGUAUCCCUUUACAAAAUUAGCACCUCAUUGCAAAACUGAAUCACAUUUUUCAUGCUGAUUUUUCUAAGUGAUUUAAAAUGGCAUUUGCGGAAUUAUAAGAGUAAUUAUUUUUGGCUUUGUUGGGAGCUGAUCUUGCCUGAAAGAUUCUCUUUGAUCUGCUACCUUUAACAUUAAUAUAAACAAUGACCACUUUUACAGCACCAUUUUUAUUGCAAACCAAUUGCUACUAAUAUUACCACAUGCACAGAGAAUAUCAGAAGGUUUAUUGUCAACCUUAGUUCUGCCACUUCUGAAAAUGAUGCCACAGAAUUCCCUGUGUUGAUAUACAUUGUAUUGCAAGGUGCUUGGCAUAUGUUGAAGAAAACAAAGUUUUGUGACAUCUUGUAAAAUUUGUAACCCUUCAGAUAUCAUACAACAUUUUCAAUAUAUAUUUAUGCUUUGCCAUUCAUUUCCACGUGAAAUGUUAUU